Molecule: messenger RNA, 4461 nt
Organism: Punctularia strigosozonata HHB-11173 SS5
Lineage: Eukaryota; Fungi; Basidiomycota; Agaricomycetes; Corticiales; Punctulariaceae
Product: glycosyltransferase family 2 protein
Exons: 6
Coding region: 1-4461 (1486 amino acids)
Cellular component (GO): cell septum; cell periphery
Molecular function (GO): chitin synthase activity
Source: RefSeq, a predicted model, not a curated record
AUGGACUACCGUGGUCAAGGUCAACGCCCUCCACGAUCCUCACGACCUCCCCCGGCUCCUCCAUCAUACCCUAACAGCCCCGAGCCACCAUCAGAACUCCCCGAAGUUCCUUUUCCCUCCGCAAGACCACCGAUACACCCAAGUCAGGCCAGCACGUUCAGCAAUCAGACGAAGGGCACCGUCUCGUUCCAGGAGCAGGAGCGUGGAGAGCGCCACGAGCAUGUGGGGCAGCGGAUGCAGCCAGUCUCCGCCUGGGGUGGGGAUCCCGAGGCUGGAGAAGAGCGAGUUGGCAGAAAGAAGAGCUUGGUCAGACCAGACAGAGAGAAGCUAGAGCCCGGUCACCGAUUGUGGCAUUAUCGUGCCCACGCCGCCCAGCUGGAGCAGGAACACGGCGGUAGAGUAGGCGUUUUGCCAUCCAGCACUGGCAAUGCGCCGCAAGCCGGGCGGCCUGGUGUUCGGCGUGGAAAGUCGAUUCUCGGUCGAGAGGAAGACGUUCACGAAUCCGGGCUUGCUCUGUUUAAGCGAGGCACUAAUCGCCGCCUCAAGCGGCAGGCGUCUACUCCUGCUGAUGUUCCGCAUCCUCAACCCCAAGCAAAGGGUGGCUUCCUCUUCCGAGACGUACCCGGACCUCAUGACUGGUGGAUGCUGUACUGCCUUAUUCUCACCAUCUGUAUACCGAACUUUCUCCUCGCUGCAUGCGGCAUCAAAACGCCUGAGCAGCAGCGCGCAUGGCGAGAAAAGAUGGGACUCCUCAGUGUCGUAGCUGUGCUCAUGACGGCCGUCGGAUACCUCACUUUCGGCUUCACGGAAACCGUCUGCGGGCGUCCACCCACGCGUUUUCAUUCUGGUACCAUCGGCACCGGCUCCGUCAUCAUCCAUGGCUACGACUACGAUCUCUCCAAGUUCAAUCAUCCCAAGACUGCCACUGUCUUCCCAAAUGGCAGCACAAACCCUCUUUUCGAAGGUGGUUGGAACGUCGCGGGCAACGAUAUAUCCUUCAUGUUCCAGAAGGUGAACCAGCAUUGCUUAGGGAUCAUCACCAAAGCGAGCAACUCAUCGAUCAGCGGUUCAAACGGCAAUGUGGACUGGUACUUCCCCUGUAAUGUCUACAGCCAACAUGGGAACUCUGGCGUCAACCUUACUGGCUACGACUCGUCGGAAAAUUGCCACAUUACGUCCACGGCGAGGAAUGAUCUUGCCUCGCUUCAUCCACAGGGCCAGGUGUAUUACACAUGGGAUGAUGUCAAGAACCCCAGUCGUAACCUUGCCGUCUUUGAGUCCACCGUUCUUGACCUCAAUCUGCUCACCUGGCUGAGCCGCUCGGAAGUCAAUUAUCCUAAAUUCUUCGACGAACUCGCCAAGCCGAACGGGACGUAUAAUGGGAAGGAUCUCACCAUGCAACUGCUCCGAACGAACCAGCGGACCAUGGGACAUUGCUUGGAGGACCUUGUUACCGUCGGUUUCAUCGAUACCAACACGAUCGGUUGUGUUGCCUCCGAAGUUGUCCUCUACGUUUCACUCGUUUUUAUCAUCGGCGUUGUCGGGAUCCGGUUUGGCAUGGCCGUUAUCUUUACCUGGUUCUUCUCCUGGAAGCUCGGCGACUUCAAACGGGAGACGUACGAACAGCGCAUGCAACGUAGCGCCGAGAUUGAGAACUGGACGAACGACAUCUACCGCCCUGCUCCCAGCCAGUACCGGCCAAACGUGAACAAUCAGGGAUUGACAAAGAAGAAUGGCAAGCGCGGCUUCUUGCCUAGCACCUCUCGCUUUACGCCACAGGAUAGCAAUGUUUUGAAAGGUGGACGACCCGCCACUGCGUACGGCAUGAUCGACAACAGCCCCUACAAACGGAGUACAUUGUAUGCUGCUUCCGCCCGAGGCACCAAACUAACGCCUCCGGAAACGAUGAGGGAGUCGAGGAGCAGUACCUCCCUCAACGAUUCCGCGGUGGUUGCGCGUGGUUUCAACGAGAACCCGUGCCCAUUCCCUCUUUAUAACAUUGUCCCUCAACCGCCUCCUGACUAUGAACCUUUCGGCUACCCUCUUAUUCACACCAUCUGUCUCGUCACUGCCUACUCCGAAUCCGUUGAGGGCUUGAGGACCACCCUGGACUCUCUCGCAACUACCGACUAUCCGAAUAGCCACAAAGUCAUAUUGGUCAUCGCCGACGGCUUGGCCAAGGGUGCUGGGAAUGACAUGACGACCCCAGAUAUUUGUUUGACCAUGAUGAAGGACUUCUUGAUCCCGCCCGAGGAGGUUGAACCGCAUUCCUACGUCGCCAUAGCUGAUGGGCACAAGCGUCACAACAUGGCUCAAGUAUAUGCUGGUUUCUAUGCUUACGACGACGCGACUGUGGAGAUGUCGAAGCAGCAGCGGGUUCCCAUGGUCCUCGUAGCGAAGUGCGGUAAUCCCCUGGAAGCGAACGACCCCAAGCCCGGCAAUCGCGGCAAGCGCGACAGCCAAAUCAUGCUGAUGUCGUUCAUGCAGAAGGUCAUGUUCGACGAGCGCAUGACGACCUUCGAAUACGAGUUCUUCAAUUCGAUGUGGCGGGUGACGGGCAUCAGCCCGGACCGAUAUGAAACAGUGCUCUGUGUCGACGCUGACACGAAGGUCUUCCCGGACUCGCUGAGUCGGAUGGUUGCGUGCAUGGUGCAGGAUGUGGAGAUCAUGGGUCUUUGCGGCGAAACCAAGAUUGCUAACAAGGCUGAAACCUGGGUUACGAUGAUACAAGUCUUCGAAUAUUACAACUCGCAUCAUAACGUCAAAGCCUUCGAAUCGAUGUUCGGCGGCGUGACGUGCUUGCCAGGAUGUUUCAGCAUGUACCGCAUCAAGGCCCCGAAAGGUGACUCCGGCUACUGGGUCCCCAUCCUUGCAAACCCCGAUAUCGUGGAACACUACUCCGAGAAUGUUGUUGAUUCGCUGCACAAGAAGAACUUGUUGCUUCUUGGUGAAGAUCGUUACCUCACGACGUUACUGCUGAAAACCUUCCCGCGGCGCAAGAACGUUUUCUGUCCCCAGGCGGUGUGCAAGACGAUCGUGCCUGAUACGUUCCGUGUGCUCCUAUCCCAGCGACGUCGAUGGAUCAACUCAACAGUCCACAAUCUCUUCGAGCUUAUCCUCGUUCGUGACCUCUGUGGUACAUUCUGCUUCUCCAUGCAGUUUGUCACUGGCAUGGAAUUGGCCGGCAUGCUCGUCCUUCCCGCUGCCAUCUCGUUCACGCUGUACCUCAUCAUCGUUUCCAUCAUACCCGGCGGCACCAACACAACGAUACCUCUCGUUCUCCUUGCCAUUGUCCUUGGUUUGCCCGGCGUCCUCAUUGUCAUCACUAGCAGGAAACUGGCAUAUGUUGGAUGGAUGAUCAUAUAUCUGUUCUCCCUCCCCGUGUGGAACGGCAUACUGCCGAUGUAUGCAUUCUGGCACUUCGACGACUUCUCCUGGGGUCAAACUCGCCAGGUUGCCGGUGACAAGAAGGGCGCUGAUCACGGGGACAAGGAGGGGGAAUUCGAUUCGUCACAUAUCGUGAUGAAGCGAUGGGCUGAGUUCGAGCGCGAGAGGCGAUGGAAGACUGGUACCACGUCCAGAGAUUCAACCUUCUGGGACGUCCAUUCUGGGCCUGACUCGAACAGGUACUCGAUGGUCUCUUCCACGGAGACUUACCAACCUUCGCCGCCGACUGAAACGAGUACUACUGAAUCUGGUGCCCCCAUCACUUCACGGGGCAGGUACGAGAAAGACCAGCUGCUCAUGCUCCCAGCGCCGCUGUCGGUUGCUCGGCCUGUUGCAUCCUCAACCGUAUCUGGGUCCUCCUCGGCCGGUCGCACUAGCGAAGAAGGUUGGCCGAUACAUCCAGCAUCGUCCUCGAACCAACGACUGGUGCCGAGCCCCGAUAACCGAGAUCCUUAUGACGACCUGGACUCGGUACCUCCUGCUCCAGUCCCUCGUCACGCUCCCGCCAGCAAUCCGUUCGAGCACUUCUCUCGUACGACCGGUGGAAGCAACCCACCGCAUCGUAGCAUGACUUCGCCAAUCAGUCAUUCAGCGGAGAUCCAGAACUCAUAUCGGGACGCUCGUGGGCAGGCUGCUGCCUAUAAUGAUUCAUAUACAACGGAACCGGACAUGUAUGUUUCACAAGCUCCAGCUGCGAGUCCUUCAUCCCGGAACCGGACGAGCAGUCAGGAUCGCACACGUCCGCAGCGAGGCGUGAGCCUGGCUGACAAUGGGCCCGUACCCACGACUAACGAAGGCGUUCGACGCGUCGCACGACAAUCACGACGGCCGUCAUCCCAGACGGCGCAGAAUCGGUAUUCUCGAUCAUCACCGGCUCCGGCUCAGUCGCCCCCUCCAGGCGGAUAUUCAUCGCAGCCGAAUUAUCAGCUUCCUCCUGGCGCAGCACCUCCAAGAGAGUUCAACGGUCAGGGUUACGUUGGUUACAAGGGCAGCGGAGGCUACAUUGACAAUUGA